AUGUCUGAGAACCGUGGCCGGGGUCGUGGUGACCGUGGCCGUGGUGAUCGUGGCCGUGGUGAUCGUGGCCGUGGUGAUCGAGGCGGCGGUCGUGGUCGUGGUCGAGGCCGAGGGGAUUUCGACCUCCCUCACCGUCCUUCUGGACGCGGUGAUUUUCGCGGUGAUUUUCGCGGUGAUUUUCGUGGUGAUUUCCGUGGUGAUUUCCGCGGUGGACGAGGCGAUUUCCGCGGUGGACGAGGCGAUUUUCGCGGUGGAAGAGGCGAUUUUCGCGGACGCGGUGAUUUUCGCGGUGGUUUCAGAGGUGGACGUGGAGGUGGCCGCGGGGGCUUCCAAGGCCCACCCAUUUACAAUGAGGGGCAGCCAAUCACUCCCCCUGAUGCGAAUGUCAUCAAAACCGAAGAUGCAAUGGCCAAGGCGUUGGUUGCAGUUCGCCAGAAGACCAAGCCUGUCGCUCAAGGCCAGUACCCUGACCGUCCCGGUUAUGGCACUCUAGGCAAGCCCGUCGCCCUUUACGCCAAUUAUCUCUCAAUCACUUCUCUGGGUGGUACUUGGUACCGCUAUCAUGUCAACGUUGGAGCUGAUGGCACUGGUCGUGAAACUACAGGCAAAAAGGCCCGGCACAUUGUUCGUUUGUUCUUAGAUGAACACUUUGCCGCUAACAUAAACUCGAUCGCAACCGACUAUCGUUCCACGAUUAUUUCUUGCAUCCAGCUCCCAAAGAAGACUGAGUAUGAUGUGCGAUACAGAGAUGAGAAUGAAACAGAGUAUUCGGAAAGCCCGAAGGUGUAUAAGGUCACUUGCACAGCCACUGGCACUUUCCAGCCAGCCGAUCUUCUUCAGUACUUGAACUCGACUAACGCUAGCGCGUCGCUGGACUCUAAGCUGGAACUUCUUUCAGCACUAAAUGUUAUCAUGGGUCACUAUCCAAAGACUGAAAAGUCCAUUGUGUCCGUGGGCUCGAACAAGCACUUUGGUCUCGACGAUCGUUGGGCCGAGCGCCAAGGUCUGGGCGGUGGCUUGGAGGUUUUGCGUGGUUUCUUCAUUAGUGCAAGAAGCGCCACAGCCCGCCUCCUACUGAAUGUUCAGGUCAAGUACCUGGCGUGUUACGACCCAGUCCCGCUCACCCAGCUUUUUGCCGGGUAUGCGCAAGCUAAUCAUGGUCGCAAUACCUAUCGCCUCGAGGUAUUUUUGAAGCGUAUUCGCGUUACUAUGACCCAUCUUAAGCGCAAAACACGGGUCAAGACCAUCCUCGGCCUGGCGACCAAAUCUGAUGGCCGCUCGUUGUCGAACCCACCAAAGGUCUCAAGCCACGGUGCUGGUCCCCGUGAUGUCGAGUUCUACAUAGAUGAGAAGCCCGUCCAGAACAAUGAGACCAAGAAGGGCAAGAAAGCGCCCAAGGCCGGACCCGCCCAGGCCGGACAUUACAUUUCUGUAUAUGAGUUCUUCAAGAAAGAGUACCACAUUAGUCUGGACCCGAGUCUGCCCGUUGUCAAUGUCGGCGCCCGUGAAAAGCCAGUCUAUCUUCCAAUGGAAGUCUGUAUUGUCGAAGCCGGACAGGCUGUCGGAUCUAAGUUGACUCCCGAUCAGACUGCGGGUAUGCUUGGCUUCGCCGUUAGAGGCCGCAAGCCUGCUCACAACGCUCAGUCCAUCAUGACCAAGGGUGUUGGUAUGCUAGGGAUUGGCGAUAAGCUGAACCCGACCCUGUCUGCCUUUGGUAUCAAUGUUUCCUCAAGCCUGCUCACGGUUCAGGCUCGUGUCUUACAAGCGCCCAGCGUCAUAUACGCCAACCAGAAGUCCAUCCCACCCAACAACGGUGGAUGGAACAUGCGGGCUGUCCAGUUCUCAAACCCCAAACCGCUUACAUCAUGGGCCUGGUUGCUCAUCGAGUACAAGGGCAGAAGCAUUUUCAACCCUGACAGCUUGAAGCAAUCAUUGUCUGCCUUCACCAAGGCCUUGCGUGAUCUGGGUAUCAGAGCUGAUGCUCCCAAAGGCGGUAUCCGAAUUGAAAUGGAUCGUGGUGUUGAUGUCGAGCAGAUUCGACAGACUGUGCUAAACCUGCAGGCUCAGUAUACACCAACCUUGAUCCUGGGAAUCCUGCCCGCUAAAGACACAGCUUUGUACAAUUGUAUCAAGCAGGUCUGUGAUAUCCAGUGCGGUGUCCGCAAUGUUAACGUCCAAGCCGACAAUAUUCGCGAAGCCAAUGUUCAGUACUGUGCCAAUGUUGGUCUCAAGAUCAACUUGAAGCUUGGCGGUGCUAACCAAACAUUGCGCUCCUCAGAACUCAAGCUCUUCGCUGACGGUAAAACCAUGCUCGUCGGGCUUGACGUUACCCACCCCUCCCCUGGUUCCUCGGCCAAUGCACCCAGUGUUGCCGCCAUCGUCGCUUCUAUCGAUGGCUCGCUUGCCCAAUGGCCUGCCGAAAUUCGUAUCCAAACCUCUCGUCAAGAGAUGGUCGCAGAUUUGAACACUCUUCUCCAGGGCCGCUUGCGUGUUUGGGCCAAGUACAACCAGAACAAGUACCCGGAAAAUAUCGUUGUCUACCGUGACGGUGUUUCGGAGGGCCAGUACGAUACUGUGAUCAAUAGUGAACUCCCACUUCUCAAGAAGGCCUGUGAGAGCAUCUACCCAGCCUCAGACACAAAGAAGGGCCUGCCUCGUAUGAGCAUCGUCAUUGUGGGAAAACGCCACAAUACCCGUUUCUACCCUACCACCAGCGACACCGCGGACCGGAGUUCCAAUCCUCUCCCAGGUACUGUCGUUGACCGUGGCGUCUCCGAGGCCCGUCACUGGGACUUCUUCUUGCAAGCCCACAGCGCGCUACAGGGCACCGCCCGCCCAGCUCAUUACUUCACUGUUUGGGACGAGAUCUUCUACACCGGUGCCCCCGGAGCUGCCGACGUCUUACAGAGUCUCACGCAUAACAUGUGCUAUCUCUUUGGCCGCGCGACCAAGGCCGUGAGUGUUUGUCCGCCUGCUUACUAUGCUGACCUUGUCUGCACUCGGGCCCGUUGUUAUCUCAGCGAACUUUUCGACCCGUCUCUCGAUGGAUCCCCUGUUCCUAGUAUCGGAACAGCUACCGAUUCAGGCAUGCGCUCGGCAGAAAGCGCACAAGUCAUUAUCAACGACAAAAUCAAAGAUACGAUGUUUUACAUCUAG
Molecule: messenger RNA, 3156 nt
Organism: Penicillium taxi
Lineage: Eukaryota; Fungi; Ascomycota; Eurotiomycetes; Eurotiales; Aspergillaceae
Product: putative RNA interference and gene silencing protein (Qde2)
Exons: 4
Coding region: 1-3156 (1051 amino acids)
Molecular function (GO): protein binding; RNA binding
Source: RefSeq, a predicted model, not a curated record